AUGCUUUUCUUGUCCUCUUCUUUGCCUUUGUCUCUGGAAAGUGGAAGUCUGUCGCUUCCCGUCCUGCCGGCUCCAGUCCUGCGGAGCCCAAAGGUGGUCCCCGAGCCGCCCAAGCCCGGCCGAGGUCCCAGCCCAGAGGCAGAGGCCCAGGCGGAGCGGAGCGCGCAGAUGGCUCACUUCCGAGCCAGGUUCGCGCGGGUGCUCGCCAGAUAUGACAUCAAGGUUCUCAUUGGGAUGGGCAGUUUCAGCAAGGUUGUCGGGGUGGAGCAGAAGACUACCAAGAGACCUUUCACCAUAAUGAUGGAAACCAGACUGAGAAAAGACUGUGAAGCAUGUGAGACUGAGCUCCGCAUCCUCACACGGGUUAGCCACCCUUAUAUUGUGCACAUGGAGAUCUUUGAGGUCCAGGACUGAGUUUACCUGGUGAUGGAGCUGGCCACUGGAGGGGGGCUCCUGGAGAGACUUGGUGCUCAGGGAGCAUUUAUGGAGCAGGAUGCUGUCUGAAUUCUCCGCAUGGUUGCAGAGGGGAUUAGGUAUUUGCAUGCUUUGAGAAUAACACAUAGGGACCUAAAGCCUGAAAAUCUCCUAUACUACCAUUCAGGUGCAGAGUCCGAAAUUUUAAUCACAGAUUUUGGAUUUGCUCACUCUGGGAACAAAAGUGGUGACUGGAUGAUAAACAUGUUCUGUGGGACCCCAGAGUUCAUAGCCCCUGAAAUUUUGCUAAGGAAACCCUAUACCAGUGCGGUGGCCAUGUGGGCUCUGGGUGUAAUCACCUAUGUUUUACUUAGUGGAUCUCUGCCUUUUGAUGACGAAAGCCAUACAGAGCUUUACAGGAAGAUUCUGAAGAGCAAAUACAACUAUACAGGAGAGCCGUGGCCAAACAUUUACCAUUUGGCAAAAGGCUUUAUAGACAAACUGCUGAUUUUGGAGGCCAGUCAUCGAAUGUCAGUGGGCCAGGCCCUGGAUCAUCCCUGGGUGAUCGCUGUGGCGGCAGCAGGGGCCUCCGUGAAGAAUCGCCAGAGAAUUGCCUCCCGGAACCUCACGUGGAGGGGUGCUCCCCACUCUCAGAGUCCUGCAUCUGCUCAGUCCUCUAAGUCAUGUUACUCUCACAAAUCAAAACCAAUGUGGAGCAAAACAAGCUUAAAGACAGCGGAAACAUCUCUCUCUGCGCUUCUGUAA
This is a messenger RNA of Octodon degus (degu), 1179 nucleotides long. It is a transcript of the gene Pskh2, whose product is annotated as protein serine kinase H2. The record is from RefSeq and is a predicted model, not a curated record. Gene Ontology annotation, biological process: protein phosphorylation. NCBI's taxonomy places the organism in Eukaryota, Metazoa, Chordata, Mammalia, Rodentia, Octodontidae. Gene Ontology annotation, molecular function: ATP binding; protein kinase activity.